GCUGGUUGAGGAGCAGAGCAUGUUGAGUGGCUGCGGUUGCCAUGGAGCUGCAGGAUAAGAAGCGGGAGGAGGAAGCUGUGACUCUGGGCCUGUCCACUGGCCAGGCUCUGGUGAAGCUGCGGGACCAGCUCAACGGCCUGCUGGAGCAGCACCAAAGGCCCGCACGCAGACGAGCCUCUGCACAGGAACAGUGGGUGAAAAGCUUCCUUUACCAUGGCAACCGUCACUCCUGUCUCCAUUGGCCGGCAGCUGCCCUCAGUCUUCUGGUGGUGCUGGGACUCCUCUGUUGCUACGGCAGCCAGCCGAAGGGCAGCUCUGGUAUAGAGCUGGUGAACGCUGCAGCCCUCCUUCUUCUCUUCGUGCUGAACCUGCUGCUGGUCGGACGCCAGGAGCGGCUGAAGAGGAGCGAGAUGGUCCGGCGUCUCAACAGCAUCAUCGCACAGCUCAGUGACUACCUGUCCGGGUGCGUGGGUGAAGCGCGGUGGUCUCCGUCUCUAUACCCGGAUCUGUACACACCCUCGUCCACAUCGUGGUCCCUUCACUGGACCUACCGUGACUCCCAGCUGGUUAACCUUCCCGUCAGCCUGCUGGUGGAAGGAGACAUCAUCGCUCUGAGACCUGGCCAAGAAGCAUUUGCUUCCCUCAGAGGCAUUAAGGAUGAUGAGCACAUAGUGUUGGAGCCAGGAGAUUUAUUCCCCCCAUUCUCCCCUCCUCCUUCACCCCGGGCCAAUGAGAAGAGAGGACCCCAGAGCCCCCAGCAACACCGUCUCUUCAGAGUGGUACGGACUCCAGUGCUGGACAUAGUCAGGAACAGUUUGGAGUUGGCGUUGGCUCGACCAAUCACAGUGCUGGAUAAUGAGAGGUUCACAGUGCAGUUGGUUAUCACCAAGUUAGUCUGCCCAGUCGUUCUGGCGGCAUUCCUGCUAGUGAACACUGUUCGCUAUUUCUGUGAUGCACCCAGUCUCACCCCUCCCUGCUUCAAUUUCUUUCAACUUCAGUUGAUGGGUGUUCUGCCCAUCUUGCCCUUGCUCUUCCCUGUCAUGUGGGUGCUGUUGAAUGCCUUCGGAGAGGCCAGAGUCCUCGCCGAGUUCAGCCGCGCAUCCCCAGCUGGUCUGCUUGCUAAGUUCUCUGAGGAUACUCUAAGCAGCUACACCGAAGUGGUUUCCUCCCAGGAGUUGCUGCGUUGUGUGUGGCGACACCUGGUUGGCGUCCUGAAGGGAGAGUCUCAGACACUCUGUUAUACUUCCAGCCUUUUACACACUCUGGGAUCUGUCACUGUGCUGUGUUGUGUGGACAAGCAGGGCAUCCUGUCGUGGCCUAACCCCAGCCCAGAGACCGUGCUGUUCUUCAGCGGACGGGUGGAGCCGCCUCACAACAGCCAGGACGAUCUCAGAGACGACCUGUCUGUCAGCUCCUACUGCCGAAUGGAGACGGAUGAUGACAGGGAUGAGGCCCAGGAGGCGGAGGCUCUGCUCUGUCUGCCAGCAGAGCCCUCCACCCAGUUGGGGGAGGGCCCCGAGCCCAGCGAGACGUCACACGACACCGCCCGCUCCACCGACACAUCCCGGUUGCGUCGUGCCUGCCAGCCUGUGCACACUCGCACGAAACACCACUCGGGAUCCAACGUGAGCUUCAGUCACGACACCGAGGGAGGCGAGGACGACCAGGCCCAGGACUAUGGGAUGGGAUGCCCGGAUGCUGAGGCGGACGACUUUGUGUGUGACUAUCACCUGGAGAUGCUGAGCCUGUCGCAGGACCAGCAGAACCCAGCCAGCAUCCAGUUCGACGACCUCUCCUGGCAGUGCCACCUGCCGUCGCUCAAGCCGCUGGGCCUCAACAUCAUGCUGAACCUCUGCAACGCCAGCGUCACCCAGCAGCUCUGCCGCUUCUCAGACCACCUGUCCAACCUGGCCCUGCAGGAGAGCCACGGCACCGUGCUGCCCGUCUACGUCCCCUGGGGGCUCUGCGAGCUCUCCAGGCUCAUAGGGUUCACUCCUGGUGCGAGGGAGCUGUUUAAACAGGAGAACCACUUGGCUCUGUACCAGCUGCCAUCAGGAGAGAAGACCAAGGAGUUCACAUCCCGCCACCUUCAUUACUUCACCAAACGGCAGCCUCCUAUCUCCCAUCUUAUCUCCCUGUUUGUACGAGACUCUUCCUCCAAUAACGUCCAGAUGCUGUCCCAUGGCUCAGCCGACCUCAUCCUGGAGUCCUGCACCGACUUCUGGGAUGGAACCGAUAUCUACCCCCUCUCAGGCUCAGAUAGAAAGAAGGUUCUGGACUUCUACCAGCGUGCCUGUCUGUCCGGUUACUGCUCUGCGUUUGCCUACAAACCCAUGCAGGUCUCCCUCUCCAGCCAACUGGAUGGGAAGUGCGUGGAGCUGGCCCCCGGUCCCUGCCUCUUCUCCGGGGUGGAGCUGCCCUCCACCACCCCCAUCAAACACAACUCCUGCAGGAACAGCUGGAGCUCCGAUGAGGGUAUAGGUGAGGGCGUGGAGCGUGAGGACUGCGUCCAGGCCCUCAGUGGGCAGAUCUUCAUGGGCAUGGUAUCGUCUCAGUUCCAGGCGAGGCUGGACACGGUCCGGCUCAUCGAUGCCCUGGUCACCGCGUGUAUCCGCUUUGUUUACUUUUCCAUGGAGGAUGAGCUCCGCAGCAAGGUUUUUGCAGAGAAGAUGGGUUUAGAGACGGGCUGGAACUGUCACAUCUCUCUGACUCCAAACGGAGACAGUCCCUGUGACGGAGCUCCGGCCAGCCCCGGUCAGGGCUCCCUGCAUGAAGACCUGAACCAAGAUUCCCGGGAUGAAGCAGAGGGUCCACUGCUGCCAGAGGAGGAAGGCCACUCUGACCUGGCCAGUUUCCAGCCCACGGACAGCGACGUGCCCAGCUUUCUGGAGGACUGCAACAGGGCCAAGCUACCUCGUGGCAUCCACCAGGUUCGUCCUCAUUUGAAGAACAUCGAUAAUGUGCCUCUUUUGGUGCCACUCUUCACAGACUGCACCCCUGAUACCAUGUGUGAGAUGAUGAAGAUCAUGCAGGAGAACAGGGAGGUUACAUGCUGUCUGGGAAGCUCUGCCAAUUUCCGCAACAGCCGCCUGUUUCUACAGAGUGACCUGAGCAUUGCUCUGGACCCUCUGUACCCCUCUCAAUGUUCGUGGGAGACGUUCGGCUAUGCCACCGGGGGAGGAUUUAGCGACAGAGACGCUGAAGGUCUGUCUCCCCUGAGGCUCUCUGGACAGCUCAACAGCCUGGGCUGCUCCGUCACCUUCCACCAAGGAGAGAGCGUCAGCAUGGUCAAGCUCAUAGAGCAGGCACGACACACGACCUACGGCAUCCGCAAGUGCUUCCUUUUCCUGCUGCAGUGUCAGCUCAGUCUGGUCAUCAUCCAGUUCCUAGCCUGUCUAGCUCAGCUUCCUCCUCCCAUGAACACCACUGACAUCCUUUGGCUGUCCUGCUUCAGCUGCCCACUGCUAAGCGUGUCAUUUUUGGGGAAGCCACCGGACAGUUCAGUCAUGACAGUUGCCACAGGGAAGAACCUAGAUGCAAUCCCAAGGAAGACCCAGAACUACUUCCUCGGCUGUUUCCUGUUGAAGUUCGGCUUGACAGUGUGUGCCUACCUGUUGGCCUUUGGGUUCACCCUGCAGGAAGUCUGCUACAUAAGAGGCAACUCCAGCUUAGCUGACAACACCACUGAUGUAUACAUACUCACAGCCAGCUCUUCAGGCGACGCUCCUAACUGGUUCGAUGAACUGUCAAACGGUCUGCUGCUGACUCAGAAGGUCAUGGCAGGGUUCCUAGUCUUACACACAGUGGUGAUCUCCCUCAGCUACGUCCACCGCUCUCAACCUCUGUGGAGAAAGAGUCCCUUCAGCAAUACCUGGUGGUGUCUCACUGUUCCUGUGGUUCUGCUCAGCCAGGUUGUUCAGGCCACAGUGGAUUACCAGUUAUGGCGCGACCAAGGCAGCCUCCUGCCCUUUAACCUGGGUGACAUACCCCUGCUGGCGUGGCUGCUGGUCUCUCUGUCCCCACUGCUGGUGGUGGUGGUCAACGAAGUGGUGAAGCUUCACGAGAUACGUGUGCGAGUUCGAUAUCAGAAGAGACAGAAGCUGCAGUUUGAAACAAAGCUGGGGAUGAAUUCUCCAUUCUGAUGCGGUCCCUCUGAGGUACCGCAAGUGUUGCUGUUGUGGCAAUACUGGGAAAUAGUUCUGGAAACCAGGGAAGGGCCGGAUGCAAGUAUUGUAGAACCGAACAUUAACACUUCAGCCCAACAGCACUGCAACCAUCAGGUGGAGCAGACAUGAUACGUCACGGUGGGGGCUUUAUGGCGUAAAUGUUCAAGCUCCUGGGUAUGUUCUCUUAAAACUGCGGGCAGGGAAAAAUCCCAAAGCAUUCAUUUCCAUUUGAUAGAAAAGAGCCAAAAAUAGGCAACAAUUUAUUGUCUGGUUUUAGUUAGUUUUAACGGCAUGAGGAAUGUUUUUGAAGAGGUUUAUGCUUUCUCGCUAUCACUUCUGUUCUCCAUCUCUGAGAGACUUUGUGCAUGGUUGCUCUCAUCCCCAGGAAUGCCCAAGGGCCCAAACAAAGAAUGUUUUAGUGAAGUUAAUUUUAAUGUCACCAAAUGAGACACGCACAGUGAAAUGUGUCAUACCAUUAGGCCAGUCCAGCAGUCAUUCAUGGUAAAAACACAUGGGGCGGGAAAAGGAAAGUAAUUCUGAAGUGUUUAAUAUUAAAUAAACAAACGUUUAUUAUGAAAUAGAUAAUCAAAUUAUGUAAGGUAUUUACAAUUUUGAAGUUAUCUAAGUAACUAUUAAGUUCGUUUUUAUGCCACAAUGGACUUUAAAUGUCGGCUAGUCGCAUGCCCCCUGCCUAUUAAGCUAGCAAACUCAACAACGGCUACCAGAUAUAGCUAGUAAAAUCCUGUUAGCUAGAACAAAAAUGUCCAAAUAAUUCUGGGAAAAAAAACUAUGGAGCUGGUGCUUUAAAUAAACACCAGCUAAGCAGGGUUGUGAGCUUUAUUGCUGAGCAUCAAAGAGAAGCGACAGUAUUCAGCUAACUUCAGCUAGUUAAUUCACGGUUACUACUGCCACAUUUUCAAUCUACAGAUGUUCCUCAGAGAAAGACACACAACUCUGUUUAGAACAAAAACACAGACAGUCUUUCUACGUGGUCGCUCAGCCCAACAUGGGCUAACCAACACUGCUAACAUUGCGUUUAUGCUGACCAAUAAGCUAAGCUCACAAGCCCACCUAGCGGGUUAGCCAGCUAGGUCGGUAGCAAGAGCAGCCUUGUUAAGCUGAUUCGUUAAAGCUUAAGAGAUUUUGUUUCUGUUUCUCUUUAUAUACAGCAGCAAACUCUAGCUAGUUUACUCACAAUUACUGUACUUUGACGUUGUUGUUGUUCUAGCUAACAGAAGAUAACAGGAUUUAAAUAUGGUAGCCAUUGUUGAGUUUGCUUGUUUAAGACGAAGGGGUUACGUGGUGGUGAGAGGCAAGUGACACGCUGCUGUCAUAAAAAACAACCAAAAACUUGACAUGAAUAAAGAAUUUGGAAAAAUGCCAUUAUAGAGUAACCAUAGACUUUUGAAUAAGGCCAUUUCUAAAAUGAAAUACAAAUGAUUUCCAAUGAAAUUCUGUUAAUUUUAGAAUAAAAACAACAAUUAUUGGUUUUUUUAAUUAGUAACUUACAAAUUGAUGGUUGAUAUAUCUAUUUUAAACAAUUUAUUCCUAUGAUUAUUUAUUUCAUACUGUCUUUUUUAAUUAAUUUAAUAUUGCACACUUCGGGGCUUCAUAUGUAACAGGGUGUUGGUUCAUUGCUUGGCAUUGACAGAAUAGGGUCUAACACUACCUCUAAGAAAAUGUGAUAAAGAAACUUUUCUAAGCCUACUUUCUGAACCAUUCUAUCAUUCAGUCCUUGAGCCACAUUUUAACCUUCACUGUGAUACUAUUAUUUUAUUGUGUUUUGCAACAAACAUUCUUUUGUUGUCUCUAAAUUCCUGAGCAAAGCCGAGCCUGUCGUAACAUGGUAAGGACUGAAGAUUUAGGAUUGAUUUGGAUCAGUCCCAUUUUCUACACACAAAUCUACAUUUAAAUAUAAACUGUAUACACAUGUGUCUAACUGAAGAAUGUGCCAGCAUGCUAUUAUGAACCCAUGCAGCUGGCUGUGCAAUGCUCUUAGCAAGUCCCUCCCUAAAGCGAUGGAUUCACUGAAUAUAUAAUUAUGUUUAUUCUGGAAUGCUAACAUACCAGAGUAUUCUGAAAGGUGCUUUGUAUCAUUCAGUUGCCUUUCUUCUCAGCCUGUCUGGCUGUUUCAGCUCUGAACACUUCGACAGACAGUCUUUCCUGAUCCUCUUCGAGUGUCCCCAUUAAUCAGCUGUGUUCAGGCCAAAUUGUGACAGUUCCUGUAAUAUGCAGCAUCAGCAGCAGACGUCUGUAUCACUGAUGGUCUAUUUCAAUCAGACCAGCCUUCUUAGUGGUGCUGUCAUCAUUUCAGAUGGACAUGGUUUUUGAUAUUGCUACUGUAUACAAGUGGGACGAUGGCAUUAAUUGGUAAUACAUAGUUCAGAACUAAAUACCAUGCUUUUAUGUCCCUCAUAAUAACUCUCUUUGUACAAAUAUCAAGCAAUGGAAGUCUUUCUUGUCAGUGCUGGAUUAACUGCUAGGAGGUGCCGGGGCAAACAUUUGUCAAUUUUUUUCCCGGAAAAUGUAUUAAAUCCCAAUAUUCAUACUGAUAUUGUGAUAUAAAAUUAAAUAUACUGUAAUUUAGGAUUUCUUUUUUUCAUAUUUUAUUUAUGCUGUAAUCAAGUCACAUUUACAAAUUAGGUUCGAUUUUCUACUCCGUUUUUAGAAUCCUUUGGUCUGACAGAAAUAAUUGAUCCUUUGCUAAAUCCCACCCUCAAACGCAAACUGGCCAAUCAGAAUGUAGCAUCUGCCAACUCAGACCAGGAUCGAGACUACUAUCCGGCUGUGCUUCAUGCAUUUGUUUCAGACCUUCAUUUUCAGGCUGGUUUAGUGGUUUUGGAGCUGGUCGUGGUCAGAUGUUGUGUAAUAGUAAUACUCGUUACCCGGAGAGGUUGGAAGAGGCAAUUACGUUUCUUAAAGUGAAGGGUCAGUUGUUUUUAGGAUUUUAUCAAUAUCCCCGUUUAAACCUCUGCUGGCUUUUUUUUUUUUUUUUUCAUGUGUGCCUGUUUUAGUGAAUACAUCGCUACAAAAUGCUCUUUUAAGUUCCAGAUUUUAAGUGGGGGUGUUUGCGCAGAGGUACAAGUAAACAAGUGCAAAAGCAAAUUUUGGUUUUACGGCACUACUCGCGAUCACCGUCUGACUUAACGGUGUAGUCUGCAUGAAACUACUGAAUACAGUUUUAAGACAACCAUUACAAUCCAAGAAAACAUUUCUGGUUUUUAAUCAGCCCUGUUUCAUAAUUUUGUUUUAUGUCAUGACAUACAUAUAGACUAUGCUGCAUGAAUAAGAUCCAGUGAAUGCUCUGUCUUGAUCGAUGUACACAUUAUAUAUAUUUCUACUGUUUUGUUCACAACACAGCCAAGCAUGGACUUCAUACUGCUUGUUACCAAGCCACUGGUACAACCUGCAGAGUUGAUGCUUGGCAUUUCGAUGACAUCAUCGUGCACAUGCUAGGAGCUGAAACCUCUGUCACUUGAUUUGUAGGGUGGGAUGGGAUGGGUGGGGGGGUGAUAGACUAUGAUGUAGUCGUCACAAGAUACAUAAAUGUAUAUUUUGUAUUUUUUAAAUUGUCUAUGUUCAGGACUUUUGACAAAUGUGUUUGUGUAUUGAUUAUGUC
Anoplopoma fimbria (sablefish) is the source of this 7785-nucleotide messenger RNA. It is a transcript of the gene tmem94, whose product is annotated as transmembrane protein 94. The transcript is spliced from 31 exons. The record is from RefSeq and is a predicted model, not a curated record. The coding region runs from base 42 to 4142 and encodes 1366 amino acids. NCBI's taxonomy places the organism in Eukaryota, Metazoa, Chordata, Actinopteri, Perciformes, Anoplopomatidae.